Messenger RNA from Chondrus crispus (carragheen), 1102 nucleotides. RefSeq lists its product as hypothetical. NCBI's taxonomy places the organism in Eukaryota, Rhodophyta, Florideophyceae, Gigartinales, Gigartinaceae. The record is from RefSeq and is a predicted model, not a curated record. Gene Ontology annotation, molecular function: protein dimerization activity. The coding region runs from base 1 to 1071 and encodes 356 amino acids. The transcript is spliced from 2 exons.
AUGUAUCUCAACCAUCUUUUCCAGCAAAUCGACGGAGACCAAACCCAACCCCCUCCUCUUCAGACUCCUGUCACUGCCUCCCACCCCCUUCCCGCCCAUCUCUCCCCCACCGUUCCGCCGGACUCGCACCCCAAACCCACAAACGACGAAGCCGAAUACGACGAAAACGAAAACGACGACGACGAUGACGACGACGACGACGACACCAAGCCCCAGCCCAUUGUCGGCAAGAAGCGCAAACAGGAGCUCCAUCGCAGGCACUCCAAGCGCUACAGAGACAACCUCGGCGAGCUCUUCCAGAACCUCGAGCAGCUUCUCCCAAAGGUCGUCCCAGGUUGCAAACUCAAAACGAAAAGCCAGAUCAUCGCAAAUAGCGUCCAGGCAGUCAAGAGACUCCGAACAGAGGUGUCCGCACUGGAAAUGCAGUUUGUUUUAUCAAGCCCGGCGAAUCGAACAAAGUGGGUCGAGGACACCGUUCAGGCCGCCACUUGCUUCCAGGCUGUUACUGAGCCUUUCAUGCGUCUUCUAGUAGGUAUCCAACGAUGGAAGCAUUCCGAGCUGUGGUGUCGCUACGAAGUCAAUUUGCUUCCGGAUGGCACUGACAGCGGUGCUCCCGUCAUCAACCCCACCAACACCGUCCACGACCUUGGCCCGUUGUCCUCGAAAAAGUUUUUCCUCAAGCUGGACAGAACCGUGUCUGUGCAUGACAUCACAGCUUCCACUGUUCCGGAAGCGUACAGGAUGUUUUCGAAAAUCUCUCACAUGGCCACCUUUGUCAAUGGUGAUGAUAGUAUAGUCGGCCGCACCGCGUCCAAGUUGUCGCCCGAGUGGAUCGACUUGAGAGAUCCCGAGGCUUGUCACGGGUUCAAGAGAGGAGAGGCGGCGAGACAGUGUGGGUUCACGACCUGCUUUGCACUCCCGUUUCUCGUCAGAGGACAUGUAUUCGCUUCCAUUCUUUUUUAUGAUGACCAACAGCGCUUUGAUGCCGGCCCAGAUAUUAAUAUUGCACAGGAUAUUGCAAGUUGUCUUGGAAAUUGUUAUGGCGCGUCGGCUGCUCAAAGUUCAGAUUAGCCUCCCCGCAGCGUAAAGAAAAUUUAUUGAA